GACGGUUACCGUUCAGUCGCGCGCCUCGGUUUCAUCCCCAGUCGGGCUCAGUGUAGCUGCGCACUUUGCUCAUUACGCACGCAUCCACUUCCACUUGCGCUCCUUUGGAUAUUCACACCAACGGGUUUCGUAUUUUUUUCCUCCACACAUAUUUGCGUAAACUUGGUAUACUAACCACACCGGAUAGCCGAGCGCGGGCCAUCCAAGGCGAUGCUGUGCGUGCUGCUUUUACCUAUCGCCGCUUUCCUGCUGCGCGCGGAGGCGGCGGUCAGCAUCAGCACCAACCAUCACAACAACAACAACAACAACAACAACAACAACAACAACGGAAACACAGCGGACACGGACAAGUGGAUCAGCGACAAGGACAAGUACUGGAGCAAAUUCCGUGACGAGGUUGAGGAUGAUUACUUCAGGACCUGGAGCCCAAGCAAAGCACAAGAGAAAGAGCCAGAGAACAGGCCCAGGAGGCAUGGGGAACCAGGAUCCAAAACACACCCAGUGCAGGCUAAAGUCAGGGCUGAUGAUGGUUUGGAUAUUACUAAAGAUCCUUGUAUGAAGGUGCGCUGUCCUCCUCAAAAAGUGUGUGUGAGUCAUGACCUCCAAACAGCCAUCUGUGCCAAUCACAAACCUCCACAGCACAGCAUUAAGCCAAGGAAAGGCAGCCAUCUCCAUAAACACUGGAUGGGAGCGACGAAUCAUGGGAAAUGUAAACCUUGUCCUGUUGCCCAUCCUAGUCCAGUGUGUGCCUCGGAUGGUCAUACCUACACUUCAAAGUGUAAGAUGGAGUUCCAGGCAUGUGCUUCGGGAAAGAGCAUCUUAGCAAAGUGUGAAGGACCGUGUCCCUGCCUGCCUGGACAGGAAGUCUUCAAGCCACACACUGAAAAGAAUGCUUGCAGUGACACUGAUCUGAAAAGUUUGGCCUCAAGACUGAAGGAUUGGUUUGGGGUGCUGCACAUGGAUGCCAACCGAGAUCUGAAGAUUUCUGCCAAUGACAACAGUCAAGGACGUUUUGACACCAGCAUCCUCCCUAUCUGUAAGGACUCUCUUGGCUGGAUGUUCAACAAGUUGGAUAUGAACUACGAUCUCUUGCUCGACCAGUCAGAGCUCAGCGCUAUUUAUCUGGACAAGUACGAGCUGUGUAUGCGCCCACUCUUCAACUCCUGUGACUCCUUUAAGGACGGGAAGCUUUCCAACAACGAGUGGUGCUACUGCUUCCAGAAACCAGAUGGUCUGCCCUGUCAGAAUGAAAUAAAUAGGAUUCACACUCAAAGCCGGCGGAAGUCUCUUAUAGGACCAUUUGUCCCACGCUGCACAGAGGAUGGCUACUUUAAGGCCACACAGUGUCAUGGCAGCACAGGCCAGUGUUGGUGUGUUGAUAAAUAUGGCAAUGAGAUUGCCGGCUCCAGGAAACAAGGCAACCCGAUCUGCGAGGAGGAUCAGGAGACCUCAGGGGAUUUUGGCAGCGGAGGAGCCGUCAUUCUUCUUGAUGACCAGGAGGAGGAGGAGGAGCCUCCACAAAACAGGCGGCGCAGACAGAAGGAGAAGCGUGGCAGGCUCCGCCCCCGUGGAGCCAUAGAGGAUGAUGAAGAUGAAGAGGACGACAAAGAAGACGAGAUUGGCUACAUCUGGUAGCUCCACCCCAUCUCCCGUUUGCCAACCAGGGACCCCGGUUGUAAUGCACAGAUCUAAAGCCAUUCCAACCCCAUGCUCUGGAUCAGAUUCUCAAAAAAAAACAAAAAAAAAACAUUAAUAACUAUAAUCAGCAUCACCUGUAUUCUUUUUUUUUUCUUCUUAUUUGUGUGUUUUCUAUUUUUUAGCUGUUCUUAACAAUAUAAAUCAGUUAAAAACUCAUAUAAUACAUAUAAAUCGCAUCUAUUGGCUCCCGCUCUUGUUUUUUCUUACAUGGAUCCAUGCCAACUUUUCUUUGUAUUGUUUUUUCUUAUUUCUAUCUCUUUUUUAUCCAUCCAUAGAGCUCCUGAAGCCAUUUAAGAGCUGCGGCUGUAAAUAUUUCUUUUUCUCUUCAGACAGAUGAGGCACUACAUCUCCCUCCAUCCCAGAGUUUCUCACCUGAGCCUUCUAGAAGACUCCUAGAAGUGAUAGAAGGCUCUUCCUGUUUGUAUAAAUGGCAUUAAUAAAAUAGAAUAAAACAUUCUGAUGGUAAUAAUAGUAAGGAUCUGGCGUGUUUAAGGAGGCUCUAGUGAGAUACUUAAAGGGCCUAUGCAUGCUCCCCACUGUGGAGGUGAGAAGAAGGUGAUUGUUUUUUUUGUUUGUUUGUUUGUUUGUUUUUUUAGCUUGUGGCUAAUAGAAAGCCAAUGAGCAUUUUAUUUUGUGAUACUGCUGUUGUUUGCUGACGCUCUGCUUCGUUCUAUUGCUGGAUCGUAGCCACAGUGCUACCACAAAUCUCUAUUAACAAACCUUUCCAUUCCAUCGCACAGUGUGGUACGGUGAUCUCAUGGUACUGUAACUAAUCUGCUAAUCCAUUGGGUUCCCUUCUUGCCAAGGCAGAAAGAAGACCAACCCGGGAGCUAGAAACGGUGCGAAGCUUUGACUGUUGAAAUCUAAUUGUUGCUUUAUUGUCAUGUGUCAAUUAAAAAAAACACAUCAAGUAGCUACUGAACUGUUUCAUGACUCUUUACAUCAUUCCAAGUGCAGAGUAAAUAUUAAACCAGACCACGAAGCUCCUCCAUUGUUGCUAUUAUCAUUGCCAUUGUGUGGUAAAUGUAAUGAUUACACAAAACCUCUAGAAAACUCCUCUGAUUUUCCUAAGAAUGCCUAGUUUCCUAGGAAAUAGACACAGGUACUCAACUAGGAUGCAAAUAGUUCUGAAUUCAGGUUAGUAACCAAGACCAUACCGUACCAUACCGCACUGUCCAAUGGAAAAGCAGAAUAGUGUGUGUCUGUGUGUGAGUCCAAACUUUAAAAUAUCCAAACCUUCAGCACUUCCGACCCUUUCCGACCCAUGUAAAAAUGUUUGAUUUUUGAUUUAUGCAAUCAUUCCUUUUAAAUUAUUCUUGCUCUUAUAUUCUGUUCAAACUUCAUUUCCAAGAAAGUCUGAGAACCUUCCCCCAGCGGUGAGUGAAGUUUUUCAGCCUGUCCUUCACGCAAUUCCACUAAAUACUCUCUCAUUCUGAAACAGAAAUAAUGGAUGAUGGACACACACACAAAAAAACCCUCUUCAUGACCUCUUCAAUGUCAAGCUGGGUGCUUUUGUGAACCUGGCUGUAGCACUUUUUUCCACUUCCUUUCAAAGCAGGCAACAUUUUAUUUUGACAGUCUCUUAAGAAAAAUGGAUGAUGCAGUUUUUUCGCUGUGCUCAGCCGUCCGCAUGGUGUGUCAAGAACAAAAACAAACUGCAGUUUUUGAAUAGAAACUAUUAGGACUUGGUUUUAGCUCCUUUACAUCAUACAGAUAUACAUCAUACUAGGUGUAUAAAUGUCCAGCAUGAGACUAGGUGAGAAAUUAAAUAGUUCUGUCGGUUUUUAAGGGGACGUUUCAAGGCUCUAGGAGUCAGACCUGAGCUCUGAGUUUAAUAAAUCAGAUCCAAGUUGUCAUAUAAGCGUAAUCAUAAUAGCCUGUCUCUCUAUGGAGUCUGAUCAUUGAGGAGACGGAUUAUAAUGCAUUUCUUUACUGAUAGCAAAAGUGAUUAAAUCACAGCAUUCAGCUCAGUGUAUUUGUCUUUGUCUCUGAGAGUCACAUUUACUCGCAUCCCUGGAAUAUUUAGUGGUAUUUGUGAUGGACAUUGCGAGACACGAUGAUGAAGAUAAUGCAGAGGAGAAAUACUUCAGUUUGUUUGUCUGACCAGUGGUUCUCAAGGUGUUGAGUCUCAGGGGCCAAGAAGGACUAACCAGGGGUCUGUAAUCAUUAUUAUUUUAUUUGCUAUCUUAUCUUAUUUAUUUACUUGUAUUUGUUGAUGAAAAUCAUAACCCAUUAUUAAGUUAUUAUUCGGGAUACGUACUGUACAUAACGAUACAAUAACGCACCUUUACAUCUUAUUACGCACAUGAGUCGAUAGAGUUUUGUUUGUUUACUUAAAGAGAGUGUGAAGUAGAGUGUAUUAGAAUGUAACUGAACAGAAAUUUGUCUAGAUUUUCAGUAAUCAGAGGUAAAGAAAGAGUUUGCUGAACUCUCACACUCAGGAAGUCCUUGUUUGCUCAACACAGCUUAUAUCAAAAGUUAAGAAGAUGAAGGUUAAGGUUAGGGAUGAUAUGAUAUGAAACAAUAGAAGCUAACCAUCUUGCUGUCGUUUGUUAAAAUUCCUACUAACAUGAGGUCAUUACAUACAGUAUAUCUUCUAUAUUGUCUUGCUUGUGGACACUUGAUUUGACGGAUUUUAUUUCAAAGCUCAAUAACUUAAAAAUAAGUAGCCUAUAAAUAACGCUACUUAAUGAAAGAACGCAAUUUCCAGAAUAAAAAGCUCUAUGGCUGCAAUAACAAGCUUAAUAGUUGAACAGGUGAAUUAUAUUCAAUGAAAAUAUUCUGUACUGAGUACGAAGUGGAUCAAUGGGAUAUAGUCUAUAGUUUACUAGGCGGUUUCAUGCAGAGAAAGUUAGAGAACGCUGACUUUAAGUAAUGGUACAGUGACGUCUCAAUGUCCAUCAGGAAGCAGGAAGUUCGGUCGUUACUAUCCUCUGUCCGUCUCUGUUCUGCUUCAGCACGAAACUCCGCCCUCUCCAUUCUACCAUCACUUGGUUUGCUACUGCAGCAUUGAACCACUUUGUUCAUUCAGAAAUCGACCCUACAAAACAUACACACACACACACACACACACACACACACACACACACACACACACACACGCACACGCACACGCACACACAAAUACA
Molecule: messenger RNA, 4826 nt
Organism: Tachysurus fulvidraco (yellow catfish)
Lineage: Eukaryota; Metazoa; Chordata; Actinopteri; Siluriformes; Bagridae
Gene: spock1
Product: SPARC (osteonectin), cwcv and kazal like domains proteoglycan 1
Exons: 13
Coding region: 211-1635 (474 amino acids)
Molecular function (GO): protein binding; calcium ion binding
Source: RefSeq, a predicted model, not a curated record